Messenger RNA from Lepidothrix coronata (blue-crowned manakin), 771 nucleotides. RefSeq names its product ring finger protein 31 (gene RNF31). Gene Ontology annotation, biological process: protein linear polyubiquitination. The coding region runs from base 246 to 659 and encodes 137 amino acids. The record is from RefSeq and is a predicted model, not a curated record. Gene Ontology annotation, cellular component: LUBAC complex. The transcript has 6 exons. Gene Ontology annotation, molecular function: K48-linked polyubiquitin modification-dependent protein binding; K63-linked polyubiquitin modification-dependent protein binding; ubiquitin protein ligase activity. Lineage: Eukaryota; Metazoa; Chordata; Aves; Passeriformes; Pipridae.
AGUGCCCCAACCAGCAGGUGCUGAUCUGGCAGAUCUUGGCCACCCUGGAUGUGGCCAGUUGGGGCCAGGCCUUACUGGUGGCCAGUUUGGGGUGCGAACUGGGACUGAGCCGGGUGGAGCCCAGUAGCGAGGGCUUACUGGGAGAACUGGUGGAGGUGGUGAAGGACUACACGGACCAGGUGGCCCUAAGGAGGCGGCUCCGCUACGAGUGUGCUGUGUGCGGGUGGGGCCUGCCCUGGGCACAGAUGCAGUGGCUGCCCGGCUGCUCGUGCCCGCUGUGCCCCGAGUGCUUCCGGCUGCACUUCAUGGUGGGGGUCCAGGAGAGGGGGGUGGGGGCCCUGGGCUGCCCCAGCUGCUCCCAUCCCGACCUGCGUGACAAUGCCCAGCACCUCUGGUACUGGUCCACACUGGAACUGCAGCUCCAGAGCUGUUUGGACCCCGACACCUUUGACUUUGUGACCCAGAAACUGAUGGAGCUGGACCUGCUUCAGGACCCCCAAUUCCAGUGGUUCCCCCAUUGCUCCUUCGGGUUCAUCUUCGAGGCCGAGCGGGGCCCGGCCCAGUGUCCCCAGUGCCACCAGUGCUGCUGUCCCCGGUGCCAGUACCCGUGGGACCCCAGCACUCCACCCUGUCCUGUGCUGAGGUUGGGGCCUGGUUGAGCUCCUGGGACCCCCAAGGAGCCUCCGGGGGUCUGGAGUUUUUUCUAGGGGAGCAUGGAAUCAGUGAGGGGAGUCCUGGGGGGCUCUGAGGGGCCGUGGGGCAGAUUGCAGG